Messenger RNA from Eutrema salsugineum, 2081 nucleotides. Its product is annotated as pentatricopeptide repeat-containing protein At2g34400. Gene Ontology annotation, molecular function: RNA binding; protein binding. NCBI's taxonomy places the organism in Eukaryota, Viridiplantae, Streptophyta, Magnoliopsida, Brassicales, Brassicaceae. Gene Ontology annotation, biological process: RNA modification. The transcript has 2 exons. The record is from RefSeq and is a predicted model, not a curated record. The coding region runs from base 7 to 1863 and encodes 618 amino acids.
UUGCAAAUGCUCAAACCAGAGAAACUAGCGUUCUCCAUUUGCCGCCAAUUUCCAUUACUCAAACCAAGACAACUCGAGGAAGCACGACGCGAUCUUGUGAGGGACUUUCUUUGCCGGCUGAAAAAAUGCGUCUCCGUGAACCAAUUGCGAGAGAUUCAAGCACAGAUGUUAUUGAACUCCGUCGAAAAACCAAAUUUUCUGAUUCCCAGGGCCGUCGAGCUUGGAGACUUCAGUUAUGCCUCUUUUCUCUUCUCCGCGACGGAAGAACCAAACCACCACUCCUUCAAUUUCAUGAUCCGAGGGUUAACCAACACGUGGCAUGACCACGGAGCGGCUCUGUCGCUGUAUCGCCGGAUGAAGUUUUCUGGGUUAAAGCCCGACAAUUUCACAUAUAAUUUUGUUUUCGUCGCGUGCGGGAAUCUCCCGGAGCUUGGGGUUGGUAGAUCUGUUCAUUCGUCGUUGUUCAAAGUCGGAUUGGAAAGAGACGAUCACGUGAUUCAUUCCUUGAUGAUCAUGUAUGCGAAAUGUGGUCAUGUCUCUUAUGCCCGGAAGGUGUUCGAUGAAAUUACUGAGAAAAAAGGUAUUGUGUCCUGGAACACGAUGAUCUCUGCGUAUUCUCUGGCGGGUCACGCGAACGAGGCGGUGGAUUUGUUUAGGAAAAUGGAGGAGGAGGAGGAGGAAAGAGUUGAACCAAAUGAGAGGACUUUGGUCAGUGUUUUGGGUGCUUGUGCCCAUUUGGGGGAUUUAAAAACUGGUAGGUUUCUGGAGGAGAUAGCCAUCACCAAGAAGAUCGGGUUAAGCACGUUCCUAGGGCCUACGUUGAUCAGUAUGUAUGGAAAAUGCGGUGAAUUGGAUUCGGCCACAAGGGUUUUCAAUCAAAUGAUUAAGAAGGAUUGUGUUCCUUGGAAUGCUAUGAUCACUGUAUACUCGCAAAAUGGGAAGUCAAGUGAAGCUAUUAAACUGUUUCUUGAGAUGAAAAAAAGCAGAGUUUCCCCGGACGCGAUUACAAUAUCUACGGUACUGUCUGCUUGUGGUUCGGUUGGAGCUCUUGAGUUAGGCAAAAAGAUUGAGACAUACGCUUCGGAAACAGGCUUGCAACAUAACAUCUACGUGGCCACAGCACUAGUCGACAUGUACGGAAAAUGCGGAAGCAUAGAGGAAGCUCUGAGAGUAUUUGAAGCCAUGCCGUUAAAAAACGAAGCAACUUGGAACGCUAUGAUAACCGCUUAUGCUCACCAUGGACAAGCUCAAGAAGCUCUCCUGCUGUUUGAUCAGAUGCCAGUUCCUCCAAGUGAUGUGACAUUCGUCGGAGUACUCUCAGCUUGUGUGCACGCGGGUUUGGUCGAUCAGGGCCGUCGAUAUUUUCAUCAGAUGACUUCUUCAUUCGGUUUGGUCCCGAAAAUCGAGCAUUUCACAAGCAUGAUCGAUCUCCUGUCUCGUGCGGGGCUGUUAAGCGAGGCUUGGGAGUUCAUGGAGAGAUUUCCUGGGAAGCCAGACGAGACCAUGUUAGGAGCGAUUCUUGGUGCGUGUCAGAAGAGAAAAAAUGUGGCGAUUGGAGAGAAAGCGAUGAGGAUGUUGAUGGAGAUGGAGGAAGCGAAGAACGCAGGAAACUAUGUUAUCUCUUCCAAGGUUUAUGCUGAUAUGAAGAUGUGGGAUGAGUGUGCGAAGAUGAGGGCGUUGAUGAGAGACAGAGGCGUCGUUAAGACACCUGGAUGUAGCUGGAUUGAGAUCAACGGUGAGACAAUGGAGUUCAUUGCCGGAAGCGAUUAUUUACAGUGUGGCAGGGGAGAUUCCGGUUCGUUGUUCGGUUUGUUGGUAGAGGAGAUGAAGAGGGAAAGGGAUGAUUUUUCAGUGGAAGUUUGAUUUUUUUUGCUAUUCCCUUACGCUGCGACUUUGUGAAGAUGUAAUUCUUGUGAAAUUUGGUGUAAAAGAUCUGAGUUAACUCGUCUUCUCUGACUUUCAAAGUGGUGCAAAUAGUUCUAGGUCCGUGAAGGAGAGGCAUGAACCGAUAUGCUUCAUUUGAUGCUUAUAAUGUGGGGACGAAUGGGUGGUUGUCUGGUUAAUGUCAUAAAUACUAACUU